GUCCUUGCUAGUCGAGUGGCACCUUGUCAAUCGCUAGCUAACCAUCGAAAGCCGUCAUGCAACUGAAUGCUAAUCAGUUUUACAGUAUACAUAUUACGCACCGUUUUUGAUGCGUAGCCUAAGAAUAGCCUACAUCUUAAUUUUUUUGUGUAAACGUUGAACUUUGAAAAGUGGCCAAACAGUUGGCUAUUCUCCUCAUCAGCAUCCGUAUCUUCACUAUUGCUGCAGGUAUUGCAUAGCAAUUGGAGAAAGAAACUGCAGUUUACAACUUUCCUUUCAUUGACGUCCUUGGUUUGCUCUGGAGUUGCGCUUGGAUUGUUGGUUCAUUGGAAUCUUGGAAGUUUGACGUUUGAAGUUUGAAGAGCUGAACGAGGAUGAAGUCAAAACAGAACGCACGGUGGAAAUUACAGUAAUCUGGAAGACAUUGAUUCGGACACCAGCGAAUGAAUUAUACCCACCUUUUUUCUUCGCUUUUCUCUGCUACUUUAUAUAUCAUUGCAGAUUAUUGUUGAGUCGCAUGCAUACCCUGUGAGUUGAAAAGUGCAAGCGGAAAAUAAUCAGAUAAUAAUUGUACAGGUUACAGCUAAAAUAGCCUCCUAUUCCAGUGUAUUGAUCUCGUGUCUGUUCUCGACUGGACUACAUUACCCCUGUGAUUGAGACUAUCCACGGUAUAUUCGCUUUUUUCUGUGCGUGGUCAGAAAAGAAGCGCAUUGAUUGAGUUGCGGUAGAUAUGGAGGAACAAGCCCGGAUAAUGCAGGCACUCAGCGGCGUGACACUAGCUGGUCAUCCGGUACAAGGAGGCAUGGGACUACCGCCGCCUCACGGACACGAGGGUACCGAUGGGGAUGGAAGAAAGCAAGACAUUGGGGACAUUCUUCAUCAAAUUAUGACAAUUACUGACCAAAGUCUGGAUGAAGCGCAAGCAAAGAAACAUGGAUUGAACUGUCACAGAAUGAAACCAGCGCUCUUCAGCGUUCUCUGCGAAAUCAAAGAGAAAACGGGCCUGAGUAUCCGCGGCGCCCAGGAAGAGGACCCUCCGGACCCCCAGCUCAUGAGGCUGGACAACAUGCUGCUGGCAGAGGGCGUGUCCGGACCGGAGAAAGGAGGCGGAUCGGCAGCGGCUGCGGCUGCGGCAGCCGCGGCAGGGGGCGGAGCCGACAACUCCAUCGAGCACUCGGACUACAGGGCCAAGCUCACGCAGAUCAGACAGAUCUACCACACCGAGCUGGAGAAGUACGAACAGGCAUGUAAUGAGUUCACCACUCACGUGAUGAACCUGUUGAGGGAGCAGUCGCGCACACGGCCCAUCUCGCCCAAGGAGAUCGAGCGCAUGGUCGGCAUCAUCCACCGCAAGUUCUCCUCCAUCCAGAUGCAGCUGAAGCAGAGCACCUGCGAGGCCGUCAUGAUUCUGCGCUCCAGAUUUCUCGACGCCAGACGGAAAAGGCGGAAUUUCAGCAAGCAGGCCACAGAGAUCUUGAACGAAUACUUCUACUCGCACCUCAGCAACCCCUACCCCAGCGAGGAGGCCAAGGAGGAGCUGGCUAAAAAGUGUAGCAUUACUGUUUCCCAGGGCGGGGGAACCACCAUCACAGUGUCACAGGUAUCCAAUUGGUUUGGCAACAAGAGGAUCCGGUACAAGAAGAACAUUGGAAAGUUCCAGGAGGAGGCAAACCUGUAUGCUGCCAAGACCGCUGUUACUGCAGCCCAUGCCGUAGCGGCUGCUGUCCAGAACAGCCAGGCCAACUCGCCCACCACGCCCAACUCUGGAUUCCAGAUGAAAGAUGAGGAGUUUCAGCUGGACACUGCCGAGAGCAAAAACUCCCUUUUAUCCAACAUGUUCACUGGUUCCUCUGCCUCUUUUAGCCUCCCAAACUCUGGGGACAUGUUCAUGAGCAUGCAGAGUCUGAAUGGGGCCUCUUACCAGGGGGCUCAAGUCGGAGCCAAUUUGCAGUCACAGGGGGAUACCAUACGCCAUGCUAUCAGUCAGACAGUAGGAUACAGUGAUGGUCUUCGACAUCCCCUGUACAGCCCACACGGACUAAACGGUAAUGGAGGUUGGCAUGAUGCGCCUACUCCUUCAUCAGUGAUAUCCCCAACAGAAGGGCCGGGAAGUGUACACUCUGAUACCUCAAACUGACCUCACCAACGCUACACAAGACCGCAUCACAAUUCCAAGCUUUAGACCAAUGGAACUGAACCAGAAGGCAAAACAAACCAACUGGCACCUCUAUUCGGUAUAACUCCUCCCCUUUUCUUCUCCGUGUUGGCCAUUUUGGAUUUUUGGUUUCUUGGUCCUCAAAUAUUCUCCACCACCAAGAAUACCAUGAUUGGAUACAGCUUUUUUGUGAGUAUGAAUAUACAUAUACAGUACAAGACUGGAUAAACUAACUAAAUGUUGGGUUUUUAGAACAGGGAAUUGGCUUAUGAAAGGGACAUAUGAGAGAAGCUAAUAUUGAUCCCAAGUAGACUCUGAAAAGCAAGACUUUUCUCAGCCCUCCAGACCUGCUCAUUCAACAUCAUUUCUUCACUUCCCAGCAAAGACUGAAGACUUUUCUGACCCAAUGGAUUAAGAUUUACGUGUAUUGUACAUCUAUUGGGAUAGGUGUGAAAUAUCCAACUCUGUGCUGAUUGGGGUCACAGAAUGCCUCAACCCUUUUUGGAUGGACUUAACUCUCCUCUAGUGGACUUGCAGCAAUACUGAUAAACAGUUGCAGGAUCUGACAGCUUUCACUGAAUGGCAUUAGACAGUUUGAUGGCAGCUUUCAUGCUCUUAACAUAUACUACUUUUAAUCUUCUAAGUCAGAAGUCUCUUGCCAACACUGCUCUCUUCAAUGUUUGGAUGGAUAUAAUCAAUCAUGUUGGAUGGGGGUUACGGAACAUCAAAUGCUGUCAUGAAUCAUUCACAUUUCUACAAUGAAGUGAAAGGCUACUGUAUUUUAAGAUAGCCCUCAUCAUGGUAAUACGAUUGAGAAGAUCCAGUGAAAGUUAUUUCACAUCCAGGAUUUGUUUGUAUGUUGAAAUAGGCCAGGUAAUAAAUUAGAUCCAGGAAGUGGUUUGGGCUUUAUUGUGGAGCACUUCUGAGAUGAUUUCAUUGGUUCCAGUUUGCUGAUGGUAAGAAUCAUCUUUGCAAAAUGAAAGUAUUUUAAAUACUAUUUUGCCCAAUGGCUGAUCAAACUAAAAGAAUUGAAUGACCUACUUCAAACCCCUUAGACAUUGACUACAUCACAUUUGUCACGUAGAAUACUUGCAUACUACCUCUUUAACUUUAUCACUACCAUAACUUCAAGUCUUACUUUUUCAAAUUUAGUUUGAAGAUUUCUUGUAAUUAGCUCUUGUGUUCAUUCACGUAAUCUCUUGUGUAUUCUGAUAUUGUUGAAAAUUAUUGUAACUUUACAAAACAGUAUAGCCUAACUAAAGUAUGGCAGUAGUAAUUGGCGGGGGCAAGGGUUAAUUUUUCUACUGAAUGGACACUGCGGCACCUGCCUUCGAAACAACAUAUCAGGUAACAGAACGAUCUAAGGUCCAAAAGUAUGUCCCGUUGUGGAAAGAAGAAGCUUCCCAUAACAUAAACGCUAUAUUAUUUUACCACUCUACUUUUGAGUAGCUCAUCUUGGUCAAAAGGUUUCUGAAAUCCAGAACUAGCUUUUAAAUACUUUUGUCUGUUGGUCUCUGGAGUAGUGGCAGUUAUGACCUAACGGACCAUGAUAUCGCAACUUAACAGUAAAACUGUUGUAAAUACCGAAGAACAUUUUGAAUGUUACCAAUUUCCCAGCCUGCCACUUACUUCCUGUUAAUAUGAAUUACAAAUCUAAAGGUUUCAGUCUCCAGACCUGUAUAUUUCAGACCUUGUUUGACAGGGUACAGUACAACUACAUUUUUCUUUUUUCACUUCUAAUUUUUUGUAUUGUAUGACAUUUUGAAAACUGAUAGUCAUAAGAAGAAUAUUUGUGGCUGUGGUCCUAAUGUAAUAAAUAUGUUUUGUGUUAAUUUCUAACCACACUAAGUGGAGGAUUUUUUUUAACAAAAAGAGUCCUCUGUGGUAGUUUAUGUGUAGUUUAAACACAAAAAUAAACUUUUGCUUUAAUG
This is a messenger RNA of Osmerus eperlanus (European smelt), 4086 nucleotides long. RefSeq names its product pre-B-cell leukemia transcription factor 3. Gene Ontology annotation, cellular component: nucleus. The coding region runs from base 731 to 2137 and encodes 468 amino acids. The transcript has 11 exons. Gene Ontology annotation, biological process: embryonic organ development; animal organ morphogenesis; regulation of transcription by RNA polymerase II. The record is from RefSeq and is a predicted model, not a curated record. Gene Ontology annotation, molecular function: RNA polymerase II cis-regulatory region sequence-specific DNA binding; DNA-binding transcription factor activity, RNA polymerase II-specific. Lineage: Eukaryota; Metazoa; Chordata; Actinopteri; Osmeriformes; Osmeridae.